GAUUUGACCCUUUCAGGGAUCAAAAAAGUUAUCAAUUUUUUUUUUUUAUCUUUGAUAUGGGUAUCAAGUCCUCUGUAAAAUUAUCGUCAAUAAACUUGAUAAUUACAAUCACAUUUUGUGACCAAUUCCAGAUUUUUUUCUUGAUGAUUCUGUGAAUAUUAUAAUAUAUGAUAUGGUAUAUAGUAGUAACAGCCUAACAGGAGGAAAGUGAGAAUGAUCUGUUUUUCAUGUUGCAUGUCAUCAUCAGAGGAAAACAUUCAGACAAAUUCUUUGGCAAAAAGCAUUAAAGAUCAACAAAAAGACACAAAAUCUAUAGCGUCAUUUGCCAACAUUUCUAUUAAAACUGAUAGCAGCAGAAGGAGAUACAUAAUUGAAGAAAUAGAAAAGUAUGGAAAAGGAAACAUUUCAGCUCAAACAUUAACAUACAAUGACUUGGCUCUUGCAACUAAGAACUUUGACUCUGAGUGUUUGCUUGGUGAAGGUGGUUUUGGGAAAGUGUACAAGGGCCACAUUGAAAGCAAGAAUAUAGAUGUUGCUGUAAAGCAACUUGAUAGGAAUGGCUUCCAAGGAAAUAGAGAGUUCCUUGUGGAGGUUCUGUUGUUGAGCCUGCUUCAUCACCCUAACCUUGUUACUUUGGUAGGAUACUGCUCAGAUGGCGACCAACGAAUUUUAGUAUAUGAAUUCAUGUCAAAUGGUUCAGUAGAAGAUCAUCUUCUUGAGCUUGGUCCAGAACAAAAACCACUUGAUUGGAUUACCAGGAUGAGAAUUGCUGAAGGAGCAGCGAGAGGACUUGAAUACUUGCACGAAACUGCUAAUCCUUCAGUAAUUUACCGUGACUUUAAAGCAUCCAACAUACUUCUAGAUGAGAACUUCAAUCCAAAGCUUUCUGAUUUUGGACUAGCCAAGCUAGGUCCAACUGGCGAGAAAACUCAUGUUUCCACCAGGGUCAUGGGAACGUAUGGUUAUUGUGCACCCGAGUAUGCUUCCACCGGUCAAUUGACUACAAAGUCUGAUGUUUACAGCUUUGGGGUUGUCUUUUUGGAAAUAAUCACAGGCAGAAGAGUCAUUGACAGCUCAAGACCGAGUGAAGAACAGAACCUUGUUGUUUGGGCGACACCGCUGUUCAGAGACAAGGCAAAGUUUCACUUAAUGGCAGAUCCGUUGAUGGGAGGGGAUUACCCGAUGAAGGCAUUGUACCAAGCACUAGCAAUAGCAGCAAUGUGCCUGCAAGAGGAAGCCAACACACGGCCUCUGAUGAGCGACGUGGUGACUGCUUUGGAAUUUCUAUCAGGGAACAAGAAAGAAUUAGAUGCAGAGGAUGAGGAGGAGGAGGAGGAGGAGACAGCAGAAAACACUUUCAAAUCCCCACCUGCAUUGCAAAGUUUUACGAGUAGACUUGAACGUGCUGAAACUAAAGAUGCCAAUGGCGUUAGAGAAAGAGACUAGAACACCUUCUGUGCAUAAUCAAAAACUUUUUGUGAUCUUGAUAAGCUUUUGAAGAUUUUGUAUAUUAUUUUGUCGGUUCCUCACAAAGCUUUAGAAGUAAUAUCAGAAGUAUUUGAAAGAAUGAAGCCUAAGGUGUUAGAGACUAAAACCUUCUGUGAAUAUAUAAAACUUCUUUUCUUGCUAAGUUUCUCAGUUUUUCUAUAUAAUAUAUUCCCUACCUGCACUGCAAAGCGUUGCAAGUUGAGUGUACAGUUUGUUAGCUAUGAUGCAAAGGUGUUAGAGACAGAGACUCAAAUAUGA
Messenger RNA from Lycium barbarum (goji berry), 1746 nucleotides. RefSeq names its product probable serine/threonine-protein kinase PBL23. Lineage: Eukaryota; Viridiplantae; Streptophyta; Magnoliopsida; Solanales; Solanaceae. Gene Ontology annotation, biological process: protein phosphorylation. Gene Ontology annotation, molecular function: ATP binding; protein kinase activity. The record is from RefSeq and is a predicted model, not a curated record. The transcript has 5 exons. The coding region runs from base 214 to 1446 and encodes 410 amino acids.